Carya illinoinensis is the source of this 1665-nucleotide messenger RNA. RefSeq lists its product as uncharacterized. The record is from RefSeq and is a predicted model, not a curated record. NCBI's taxonomy places the organism in Eukaryota, Viridiplantae, Streptophyta, Magnoliopsida, Fagales, Juglandaceae. The transcript has 3 exons. Bases 341 to 1000 code for a protein of 219 amino acids.
UUCUCCACCCGCCUGCCUCUAAUUAAGUCUUUCCAAAGCCACGGUGAACUUGAAACCCAUUGUUAGCCUCGUGUUUUUACCAACCCUAAUCCGGAACCCUCGUUGCAUCGAUCCCUUGUUCGUUUUGCAGAAAGUUUUGUCCGUUUCUUUCAUAGCAUGAUUCAAACCGGCCAUCGAUCGAGACCCUAGCUAGCUACCAGCUUACACAUGAGACUCUUUUUUUCAUCUCCUCUGGAUAUAUGAUAUCUCUCUCCUCUGCUCCUAGCUAAUUAAUUAUUAAUUCAUCUCGAUCGAUCUGAUCAUCUUAUUCUUUCGUGACAGUAGUACUCCUCCUGGAUCAAUGGGUUGUGGCAUUUCGAUGUUUGACCCCGAAGACGGCCGGGUAGGCCCAACUUGCGAGUUCAACCCCCUCCGUCAAAACAACGUUCACCCCAUUGAUCAUCAGGUCGACGUUGAUAAUUCUGAUCAUGGCCGAAAAAGCAUUUCUUCGCCAGCAAAGAACAAAGGUACUGCUCAUGUAAAGGACCAGACUGCAGUGAAAAAAAUAAAGACGAGGCAGCUCAUGUGUUCCGAGGACCCGACGGAAGAGAAAGAGCCUAGAAAGGAGAUGAAGGUCAUGUCAGCUGGGAAAGUUGUGCAGGAAGAUCAAGGGGGCUUUCGCAAGGAAGAGGUCGAGGAGGAUGGACGACGGAUCAAUAAAGAAGAGGAAAAAGAGAUUUGUCAUAAGAGGGAAGAUAGCCUAAUUGGUCCAGGAUCCCCAAGUUUUAAGGAGUACUGCAGGGAUAGUUCUACCUCGUGCGGCUGCAGCGACGAUGGCCCUAACGGUGAUAUUGCAGCAAAGAGUGACAAGAAGCCACAAAAGGAGGGGCCGCUGGAAUCCAACGAGAUAGGCAAGAAAGAUCAGAGAAAAGGAAGAGGAUUGAGAAGUGUACUGUUACACAAGGGGCGCUGGCCAGCAGGAGUUAAAUUUUUUUCCAACGGAUCGAAUGUACCAUCCUAACUAUAUGCAUUACACACACAUACAUAUUAUCUUGAUCUCAUACGUACGUGGGAGUUUGCUAAAACUGGUUUGAAAACCCGCGUGAUGAUGCAGGGUUUCGUAGGUAGACGAUUAUAAUGAUCAUCAUGUGGCUUAUGCCACGUACUCAUGAUGUGAAUCAUGUACUGCAUGCAGUACCUGAUGCUCUUAUGGUGAUCAUGAAUCUUAAUUUCUUUGUUUUAGUACCGCAUGCAUGCAUGCAGUCACGUCGACAGGCCAGCUAGCUAGCAUUGGGUUUGACUUUGAUUCUCAAAAUUGAGAAUAUUGUUAUUAAUGACUUUAUAAGAUAUAUACACGUGUAUAUAUAAAUAUAUAUUUAAUUACGGAAAAUGCAAUUCCAUUCCAAAUUAAUUAAGAGUAGUUGGAUAUAAUAUGCAUGCCUCUGUUGUCGUUACGACGUUGGAGAAUGAGGAACGUCGUGGGUACAAUCUGCAACACAACUUAAUCAAAGAGGCAGUCUAUGCACAGUCACCCAAAUUCAGUCCCCGCUGCAAAAAAAGUCCUGCAAUGAAAAAAAUUGAAUUCCCUCUGUUGAAGUCAUUUUCAAUUGACAAAAAAGCCCUGCACGAAUUUCUCUACGAUUUCGAGUUGCAACUCUGUCCGUCGGCAUCGACUGGAUCUCUUCU